Eremothecium cymbalariae DBVPG#7215 is the source of this 588-nucleotide messenger RNA. It is a transcript of the gene PRE1, whose product is annotated as proteasome core particle subunit beta 4. Bases 1 to 588 code for a protein of 195 amino acids. Gene Ontology annotation, molecular function: peptidase activity. Gene Ontology annotation, biological process: proteasomal protein catabolic process. The transcript has a single exon. Gene Ontology annotation, cellular component: proteasome core complex, beta-subunit complex; cytosol; nucleus. Lineage: Eukaryota; Fungi; Ascomycota; Saccharomycetes; Saccharomycetales; Saccharomycetaceae. The record is from RefSeq and is a predicted model, not a curated record.
AUGGAUAUUAUUCUAGGGAUUAGAGUCCAAGAUUCUGUUAUUUUAGCUUCUUCCAAGGCUGUAACUAGAGGUAUAUCUGUGCUAAAGGCUACCGAUGAUAAAACUAGGCAGUUAUCCCCCCAUUCAUUGAUUUCGUUCACUGGUGAAUCUGGUGAUACCGUGCAAUUUUCAGAGUAUAUUCAAGCAAACAUGCAGCUUUAUAUGAUUAGAGAAAAUUAUGAACUAUCACCUCAGGCACAGUCCAGUUUUGUUAGAAAUGAAUUGGCAAAAUCCUUGAGAUCUAGGAAACCUUUUCAGGUUAAUGUAUUGAUUGGUGGAUACGAUGUGAAGAAAGAAAAACCAGAACUAUAUCAGAUUGAUUAUCUAGGGACCAAAGUUGAAUUACCUUAUGCUGCCCACGGUUAUUCCGGAUUUUACACCUUUUCAUUAUUAGAUCACCAUUAUAGACCUGAUAUGUCUACUGAGGAAGGGUUAAAACUUUUGAAACUAUGUGUUGAAGAGCUGGAACGUAGAAUGCCGAUUGACUUCAAGGGAGUACUUGUCAAGGUGGUUGACAAGGAUGGUAUUCGUGAAAUAGAAAACUUCUGA